Eleginops maclovinus (Patagonian blennie) is the source of this 2927-nucleotide messenger RNA. Its product is annotated as lysine-specific demethylase 9. The record is from RefSeq and is a predicted model, not a curated record. Lineage: Eukaryota; Metazoa; Chordata; Actinopteri; Perciformes; Eleginopidae. Gene Ontology annotation, cellular component: nucleus.
UGUUCUGUAUGUGCAAAGAUGGCAGCUCAGGUUGACCUGCUCCGAGCCAGAUCCGAGGAGGAGAAGAGGAGGGAGAGUCUGCAGAGGUUGAUCCGAGAGAAGAAGAAGAGGGAGAGGAAGGAGGAGAGGAAGAGGAGGGAGGAGGAGGAGAGGGAGAGGAGGGAGCUGGCAGCAGAGAAACAGGUGAGGAGGGAGGAGAAGAAGCUGAAGCUUCAGCGGAGCCUCACGCUGCAGGUUCCCCGCAAACAGAGCAGCUUCAGCGGGGAGAAGCAUGUCCUCCUGCAGCCCCAACACCUGCUCCUGCAGCCCCAACACCUCCACCUGCAGCCGGGCCAGCAUCUCCCUCCUCUUCCUCCUCACCCUCCUCCCCCUCAGAAGAAGCUCCAGGCAGAAACAGCUGCUCUGUUCUCCUUCUCUCCCCUGAAGAUGGUGAAGGAGAAGCCGCAGGAGUUCAGGGAGAAGGAGCUGAAGCUGAAGAAGGAGAACACGGAGGCGAACGUGAAGCCUGCUCAGAUCAGGAGCAGCAAGGACCCGAGGCCUCACAGUGAGAAGCUGCAGGAGUAUCUGCUGAAGAAAAAGAAAAAGAAGAAGAAGAAGAAGCACCGUGAGGAGGAGCACAGCAGGAGGGGGGGGGGCGUCCGCCACAUGCACCACAAAGCUGUGCAGACUGUGAGCCCGGACCCCCCCCGCCCUGUGAAGCUCCUCCCCUUCCUGUCGCACCAGGACCACUCCAUCCGGCGCUCCCACCUGCAGACCGGCUCCUGGGCGGGCCGCUUCCUGCACGAGGAGCGCCAGGCCAACGGGGGGGGGGCCGUGCUGCACGCCUACGCCGACGAGCUGUCCUGCCUCGGCGCCGCGGAGAUGGAGGUCUUCGCCGCGGAGUUCCUGCAGCUGGCGUUCGCAGAGAAGGCGCGGGGGGCGGCGCUGUACGCCCUCGCCGUGGUGCAUGGCGCCGCCCACUUCCUGCCAGACUUCCUGGACUACUUCGCCUUUAACUUCCCCAACACCCCCGUGAAGAUGGAGAUCCUCGGGAAGAAAGACAUCGAGACCACCACCAUCGCCAACUUCCACUCUCAGGUGAGCCGGACGUACUGCUCGGGGACGUACCGCUCUGGCCCCAUGAGGCAGAUCAGUCUGGUGGGGGCCGUGGACGAGGAGGUGGGGGAUUUCUUCCCGGAGUUCCUGGAUAUGCUGGAGGAGUCGCCCUUCCUGAAGAUGACCCUUCCCUGGGGGAGCCUCUCCUCCCUGCAGCUGUCCUGCCGCUCUCAGAGCGACGACGGGCCGAUCCUGUGGGUGAGACCGGGGGAGCAGAUGGUGCCGACCGCCGACCUCCCCAAGUCCCCCUUCAAGAGGCGCAGGUCCAUGAACGAGAUCAAGAACCUGCACUACCUCCCUAGGGCCAGCGAGCCCCGGGAGGUUCUGUUCGAGGACCGGACCAAAGCCCACGCUGACCACGUGGGGCAGAGCUUCGACUGGCAGAGCACGGCCGCCGUGGGGGUGCUGAAGGCCGUGCACUUCGGGGAGUGGAACAAUGGUCCCCGGGUCACCAAAGACGUGGUGUGUUUUCAGGCCGGAGAUUUCAGCGAGGUGGUGCAGCGGCUGCAGCUCGACCUCUAUGAGCCCCCGGUGUCUCAGUGUGUGCAGUGGGUGGACGACGCUAAGCUGAACCAGCUGCGCAGGGAGGGGGUCCGCUACGUCCGCACGCAGCUCUGCGACGACGACAUCUACUUCAUCCCCAGGAACGUGAUCCACCAGUUCAAGACGGUGUCGGCCGUCUGCAGCCUGGCCUGGCACAUCCGCCUCCGGCAGUACCAGCCCGGGGCGCCGGAGCAUCGUCACCCCCCUGCACGAUGCUUCUCCUUCCCAAACCUGCCCGAAGACUCCCUCGCCCCGUGUGGAGACAGCAUUCUGGGAGGGGGAGCUUUCACCAGAGAACCAGAGCUGCAGAGGCCGGCUUCCCCCCCCCAGGAGCCACAGCCGGCCCCCCCACAGCCAACCAAAUCUGCCCACCUACACCCGACGUACCGGGACCCCCCCCCUCUCUUUCCACUCUGCAUGCACACCUUCAAGAGACAGAAACUUCCAGAAGACUCUGAAACAUUCUGCAGAGGUCUCCGAGUGAAACACCAGGGAACUUUUUAAAUGUCCCGAAUGUUUUUCAGUCACACAAAGAUACACUUUUUAUUCUCCUGGGUCUCCCUGCUGUAUACUUUAAAAGGUGUGUACCACAUAAAUUAUUUUGCCAUUAUAAAAGUCUACGGAGGCCCACAGGUUCAAACACAGCGUCCUGAACUCCUCCAUCAGGAGGAACAGCUUCAGAAAGGAUGCAGAAACUCAGAUCAGAACACAUGCAGCAACAUCUGCAGCAGCUCUUCAACACAUGCAGCUUUUAGAGAACAUUCAGCAGCUUGAGGAAACAUGAGCAGCGUUGGGUGACGUUCAGGAUCGUGAAGAUGGACUCUGGCUCUGUUGUUGGAAACUAGCAGCGUGUUUGCAGCUGUGGGCCUCCGUAGGACGCUCUGCUGCUUCUUCUUUUGGCUAAAUGAUUUUAUUGGAGGAAUGAAGUCUGUGUCAGGCUGACGAUGGUUGGCAGCCUUAAUUUAAUCACACUAAAAGUUUGUUACCCAAACAUUUCAAUGCAGAGAUGUCUUGAUGAAAAAUCUAAAAACUGACGUCUGUCAAAUCAGGAACCCUUUAAAUAUUCUUAAGUUUGAAUUAUGUUUUUUUUAUUCCAUUAUUUCUGUGAUUUUUUAUUACUAUUUUUCAGCAAAAGUCUACAAUAUAAUGGUUAUUAUAUUAUUGCUGUGUGGGUGUUUAGUGUGCAUCGUCUAAAUUAUUUUUGCCAUUAUUGAAUAAAUAAUUAUAAAAAACCUUUUUAUUUUAAAUGUUGAAAAAGCACUUUUAAAUUAAAUGUAUUAUUAUUGUUA